AUGUACCAGUACUCGGUUUCCGGCCCGUGGACUGCACGGGGCUCUCCGUGGACCCAGGAGCUGACGCGUCGUCGCGCCAAGCAGACGCGAAAAAGAUAUCAAACCACGGUGACGUCAAUCGUCGGGUGGCGUUCGUCCAACCCCGGCGAGGAGGGCCAGGCGAGGCGGGCAACUUUUGGCGCCAGUUUGGCCCAUCCGACGCGGACGGCGAAAGCGACGUUCGCAGACUCCGUCGCGGUUCCGCUUCCCCCGGACGAGAUGAUCGCCAACCGCAGGAGGCGCGCGGCGAACAAAAAAGACAAAAAAGACGGGGGCGGCGGAGGAAAAGUCCCGCCCGUUCGUCUGUUGACGUCCUACGACCAGACGGUCGCGACCAUCGUGGAGGAGAUCAACAGGACGGCGAAAGGCGAUCGCGUGGAGUUCAGCGUCUACGUGCUGGAACCGGGCGAGUCGACGCAGAGGGUCCUGGACUCCAUGCGCAGGGCGGCGAGAAGAGGUGUGCGCGUGGACGCGUCCCUCGACUGCUCCGCGGUGUCCUCGUUCACCAGGUGGUGCGAGGGAACCGCCACGCUCGCGUCCGAGCUGGUGGAGAUGGAGAAACAGUUCCCGGGCGUGGUCAAGUUCCAGCCGCGGAGGAUACCGACGCACGCCAAGUACGUCAUGUGCCACCGCGCGGCGUCGACGUCCACGGCGGUGUUCGGCGGGGUGAACAUCGGCGACAGGUUCAAGCCGUGGAGGGAUUUCGCGAUACGGGCGGAGGGAUCCGCGGCGGUGGGCGCGUUGUCCCUCGGAGUCAACGGUCCGAACAACGUCAACUCGAAGGCGGGUAACGCAAAGGCGGACUCAAAGGUGGAGGAGUUCAAGGUUGACACCCAAAUCGGUAACCCGUAUUUUCUCAGACGAAAGCCGAGGACCGUGGCGUCGGCGGUAUCCGGCGCGAAGGAUAUGCUGCGGCGGGGUGUCUCCCUCACCGUCGGGUCCAGGCACAGGAACGCGAGCGCCGACGCGACGGCGAGGCGCGGGGGCGUCGGCUUCUUCACCAACCGACCCAACGGUUGGAACCUCCUCGCGUGGGCUUUCCCCAGGUUCGCCAAGUUCCCCGGCAGGUUCGACGUGUACCCGGCGCUCGUGGACCUGAUGGACGAUCCGAGGUGGGACAGGUAUACCAUCGCCGCCGCGUACGUCGACCAGUGCGGAGUGGAGGUUUUGGAGCCGGCGCUAAGGAGGGGCGCGACCAUGACGCUCGUGAUGCCUCGAAACCCGAACGUGUACCACGACGCCAACAGGAAGGCGCUCAAGAGGCUGGUGGAUCGGUACGGCGGUGAGAAUGGGCAGGUUCGCGCGUACAUGUGCGACGACAUGCUCCACGCCAAGGUAUUUCUGGCAGAGAGUUCCGCCACCGGAGAGUCCGCGGCGAUGAUCGGGAGCUGCAACCUGAAGCAACGGAGCUUCGGGCAGUUCGCCGAGCUCAACGCGCUCAUCGUCCAGCCGUCUUGCACGAGGCAGCUGGAGAGGGAGCUCGCGAAGCUGGUGUCCGACAGCAAGGCGGUGGUGGAGUCGGACCUUCGGUUCUCGGAGCCGAAAGCCACGAUCGAGGAGUGGUUGGGCUGA
Molecule: messenger RNA, 1611 nt
Organism: Micromonas commoda
Lineage: Eukaryota; Viridiplantae; Chlorophyta; Mamiellophyceae; Mamiellales; Mamiellaceae
Exons: 1
Coding region: 1-1611 (536 amino acids)
Molecular function (GO): catalytic activity
Source: RefSeq, a predicted model, not a curated record